Messenger RNA from Galdieria sulphuraria, 784 nucleotides. RefSeq lists its product as uncharacterized. Bases 89 to 748 code for a protein of 219 amino acids. NCBI's taxonomy places the organism in Eukaryota, Rhodophyta, Bangiophyceae, Galdieriales, Galdieriaceae. The record is from RefSeq and is a predicted model, not a curated record. The transcript is spliced from 2 exons.
CGAUUAUUUGAUUAAGAUUUGGGUUCCAGUCAAAUCCAAAUCACAUGCAAUUUAAGAGUUCUUAAUACGACGGGAUUGGGAAGAGAGAAUGGAAGUAACUUGGCUACACAAUUUAGGAAAAUUAUGUAAUCAGAUUGGACAAGUAUUGGAAAGACAUGGCCAAGAAUGUUUAUGUCAUGCUGAUAAUACUAGUGCAAAGAAAGGUGACUGGGUAGCUCAAGCUGAUAUCGAUAAGGAACAGUCCGCGUUGGAAGCUCAAAAGAGUAACUUUUCUAAUGUGGGACCUUCACAAUCCGUGCCCAACUCAACUAUGCACGAAAAGGAGAUUUCUAUGCAAAACACUGGCACUCACGGUACAGUACCACUUGCAACGAGUGUCGUACAAACAACAAGGAGUGACGUCCACGAGGGAAAGUAUCUUGUGGAUACAGAGUCGGAGGCUACAGACAAUGAGUUAUGGGUUUCAUCCCAACAGAGUAAGCAAUCCAACACCACUUCCACGGGAGAAAGUGUAAGAAACAGCAACACUGUAAAAAAGACGGCGACCCGUUGGAGAAAAGGUGCAGACGAUGAUAGAUUAAUAAAAAUAGUCGAAAACUGUGUGAAGAACCAAACGGUAACAACAGAAAAGGCAGUCAUUGACAAAGUGGUUGAGUCGUUAGGUAACGUUCACUCCUUUCAACAAGUGCGCUAUCACUAUCGAAGGUUACAUAAAGAGAACCGAUUGCCACUUGAAGCACCAGUUUAAGUGUUUACUAUUGCUUAAAGUUCGUAUGUAACAAUU